Molecule: messenger RNA, 5353 nt
Organism: Aspergillus alliaceus
Lineage: Eukaryota; Fungi; Ascomycota; Eurotiomycetes; Eurotiales; Aspergillaceae
Gene: cpcC
Product: putative protein kinase (Gcn2)
Exons: 4
Coding region: 1-4797 (1598 amino acids)
Biological process (GO): regulation of translational initiation by eIF2 alpha phosphorylation; DNA damage checkpoint signaling
Molecular function (GO): protein binding; eukaryotic translation initiation factor 2alpha kinase activity; ATP binding
Source: RefSeq, a predicted model, not a curated record
AUGCCUCACAAGCAGAAGAAAACUUCCAGCAAUGCCCCGAAGAACGGCUCUCCCCGGGCGGAGAAGACGCGACAAUUUCCCCCGGACGCCCCUGCGCUGGCCCUUCCAGUAGUGGCCCCGACCGACUACGAGGAGAUCCAUCGAAAUGAGAUUGAAGCUCUCCGCUCAAUUUAUGGCGAUGAUUUUGAAGAAGUUGAACAACGGCGAUCUGCUUGGCAGCAAUCGUCAGAUGUGGUAUUUAAGCUUCACUUGCGCGCUUCAUCUAAUCCGGAAGUCCGUCUCGAUUUGCUGGUAGAACUGCCCACUACCUAUCCUAAAACCUAUCCAAACCUUUUCUUGGAAAACCUAGACGACCUCCGUCAAGGAGCUCAAUCGAGGAUUGAUGACAUCAUCCGGAGCAAACCGAAAUCUCUCUUGGGAUCGGAAAUGAUCUACGAGAUUGCCGUCUCUAUCCAAGAUGUACUAGAGGAUGUGGCAGAAGCCAAAGCCCAAAAUAAAGACCUACCCAGCCUAGAAGAGGAGCGCAUGGAACAGGAAGCUGCUGCCAAUCAGCGUGCUGAACUAGAACGGCAAGAACAGCUUCAGAAACAGGAGGCCGCUACUGCGGAAGAGGAGCGGGCGCUGCAACAACUGUUGGAGGAUAGACUUCGUGAACGAACAAAAGCACGACUACUACGACGGAAGAGUCGAACCUCCGGCAUGGACACGAAUAGCGAAAUUGAUGCUGGGGAGAGUAUUCCAGGCGCAAUUUCCUUUGAUCCUCCCCUGGUUAUGGCCGACAGCGAUGAAGGGCCAUUAGUCUUCCGGGCUGUUUAUGGAAAGACCCUCCUUCGGAGUGUCCAGGGAAAAGACACGUUUACUGUGAGACCAGUGGCUACCGAGAACAGGUGCCAUGCUCCUCUUCUGGUCUUAAAGGAAGUUUGCAUUGAUGAGACAAAGCUGUCUCCACUCGCAUUUCGGGAAAAGAUGCGCAGCAGUGAGGACAAACUGGAAGCGUUAAAAAGAUUACGGCAUCCAAAUCUACUGGACUUUGUCGGGUUUAAGAUUUAUAGACCUCUUGAACCUGCUAGCCCGCAGGACAACGCUUGGACAGUGUACCUCCUUCUGGAGCACGCAAACAAGGGGUCACUGUCCGAGUUUCUAGAUAUAGUAGGGUCUGUCCCUGUGGAAAUGCUCCGCAGCUGGACAAUCCAGCUCCUUGAAGCUCUCGAAUUUUAUCACCGAAGCGGCUUUGUCCAUGGAGAUAUUAAUUGCGGGCGCAUUUUCAUACUACGGAACCAGACAGGUGGCACUACUGUGAAGCUGCAGGCGAGCGUUGAAAGCGCUCUUCCUGAUUCUGCGGGCAGCAAACAGUCCUUGACAACUUCCAAGUCACCACUUUGGCUACCCCCGGAGUCAACCCAAGGCAAUACUUCGCCGACCAUGAAGACGGAUGUUUGGGAUUUGGGUAUUGUGUUUCUUCAAAUGGGGUUUGGUAAAGAUGUGCUGCAGCGCUACACCUCAGCGAACGCGUUAAUGGGCACAUUGGGCCUUUCUGCUCCACUCCAAGACUUGCUUAAUGAGUUCUUCAGAACAGAUCCGAAGAAGAGACCCACGGCUUUCCAGCUCCAGCCUUCUGAGUUCUUCCGUGUUGACGCGCCUUUAGUAGCUCGCUCAAGCACCUCAAACUCCAUAUCCUUGCCGAGGCGCCCUCGGUUCGAUUCGUUUGGAGCCUUACCAACAUUCUCACGCUAUUUUCAAGACUUCGAUGAGGCUGGUCGCUUGGGGAAAGGUGGCUUCGGUAUGGUGGUCAAAGCAAGAAAUAAACUUGAUGGGCGUUUGUAUGCAGUGAAGAAGAUUACUCAAAGAUCUGCCGCGGCGCUUAAGGAUACAUUAUCAGAGAUUAUGCUGCUGUCGCGUCUUAACCAUCCUUACGUAGUGCGCUAUUAUACUGCGUGGAUCGAGGAAGAUUAUGACUUUGUGGAUGAGGACGCUGUCUCGUCUACGGAAGGAGACCCUUUUGCGAGCCAAAACUCACAUGGAUCGCAUGGAUAUGGGUAUAGCACAGGAGGGCUUGAUUUCAUCAGUUCCAGCGGUUAUCCCAAGAUUGAAUUCGGUUCCGACAGCGAAGAAGAGAACGAUGGGACUUUAUCUAGCCGUGGUAAUGGAGAGACACCCGAAUCUUACGGCACUGGAAGUGAGACCGGCAAGGAACUCAGUCGAGUGAGAUCUGGCUCGCAAGGCAGGCCUGUCUCCACUACGCUGUAUAUCCAGAUGGAAUAUUGUGAGAAGCAUCUGACUGUUCGAAAGACUCUUCGGGAUUUGAUCAGGAAUGGGCUCUACGAUGAUGUCGACAGAUCCUGGCGUUUGUUUAGGCAGAUCCUUGACGGUAUGAGCCAUAUUCAUGGCCAUGGCAUUAUCCAUCGGGAUCUUAAACCUGAUAACAUCUUCAUUGAUGUUGCCAACAACCCGCGCAUUGGAGAUUUUGGCCUUGCCACUAGCGGCCAUUUCACGACAGCUGUACGGUCUUCGACGGUUGCAGACUUUGAAGGAGACUUUACCCGUAGCCUGGGUACAACUUAUUAUGUCGCACCGGAAAUGAAGUCCGGUUUUACGGGUAACUAUAAUGAGAAAGUCGAUAUGUUCUCUCUGGGAGUCAUAUUCUUUGAAAUGUGUUAUCCGCUUCCAACCGGCAUGGAACGCGACCAGACUCUGCGAGCCAUCAGGGAGAAGGACCAUACUUUACCAUCUGCCUUCCAGUAUUCGGAAAAAGCGCUCCAAGGAAGGAUCAUCGAAUCGUUAUUGAGCCAUGAUCCCAGCCAGCGACCCUCAGCUUCAGAACUUCUUCACAGUGGCCAGAUUCCUCUCCAGGUCGAAGAGGAAACCUUUCGACGGGCGAUUAUGCACCUACUGUCCGAUCCUAGUUCACCAGACUAUAAGAAAAUAUUAUCGGCUAUUUUCUCUCAGUCUCCUAAGAAGUUUGAAGACAUGGCCUGGGACAUGGAUUCGCGCGGAACACCAGCGGCUAAUGAACUAAUAGUUCAAAGCUUAGUCAAAGAAAGAUUGACCUCUAUAUUUCGCAGACACGGGGCCGUGGAAACCACAAGGCAGAUGCUGUUUCCAAGAUCCCAACAUUACAACAACGGAGCUGUGCGGUUACUUGACUCCUCCGGUAACGUGCUUCAGUUGCCUUUCGAUUUGACCUUACCUAAUGCCCGUGCUAUUCCUCGACAAGAUCCGUCCCUUGAGAAAACUUUUGCUUUCGGUACUGUCUACCGAGAAACGUCUCAUGGUUCCGAGCCCCGGACUCACAAAGAGGUAGACUUCGAUAUUGUCUCACACAAUACGCUGGAUCUGGCCUUGAAGGAAGCGGAAGUCAUCAAAGUUGUGGAUGAGAUUAUUGAAGAAUUCCCACCUUUAAGAUCAGCCCCCAUGUGCUUUUUGGUAAAUCACUCGGAUCUCCUUCAACUUAUUCUGGAGUUUUGCCGUAUUACGCCUGCUCAAAUCCCGCUGGUUAAGGAGGUUGUUAGUAAACUGAAUGUGGGGAAAUGGACGAUGCAGAAGAUCAGAAGCGAACUUCGGUCGCCGGCAAUCGGUGUUGCUUCCACCUCGCUGGAUGAGCUUGCAAGGUUUGACUUUCGAGACUCCCCAAAGCAAACGCAGAAGCGAUUGCGAGCCAUCAUGGAGGGCACCGAGUUCGCCGAACGCCUGACCCCCAUCUUUGCCCGCAUAAAUUGGCUGAUGGCGUAUCUUCAAUGCUUUGACGUGAAACGAAAGGUUUAUGUCAAUCCUCUUGGAAGCUUGAACGACAAGUUUUUCCGAGGUAGCAUUCUGUUUCAGUGUGUGUUUGAUAGUAAGCGGCGUGAUGUUUUUGCGGCUGGUGGUCGGUAUGACUCGUUGGUUCAAGAGUUCCUUCCCAAGGUCGUGGCUAGCCGCCCCCAAACCCAUGCUGUGGGAUUUAACUUGAGUUGGGAUCGACUCAGUUCAGCUAUGCUCGAUUAUCUCAAAGGCUCCUCGAAAAGCCAUGCAAAACACCAUGAAGCUGAGCCGGCUGCUUUCUGGAACACUCGGAGGUGCGAUGUACUGGUUGCGAGCUUUGACCCAACAAUUCUGCGUACUAUGGGUGUCAAAGUUGUUCAGGAUUUAUGGAGCAAUGACAUCAGCGCUGAGCUAGCUGUCGAUGCCUCCUCUCUUGAGGAACUUCUUACCAAGUACAAAGACCAUAACCACAGCUGGGUUGUCAUUGUCAAACAAGAUAGCCAGGAACGAGGCUUCAAGGUUAGGUGUCUCGUUCCUAAGGAGGAAUUUGAUAUUCGAAGCUCUGAACUUGUACCCUGGCUUCGGAAUGAAAUCCGGGCGCGGAAUCAACGCGAGGGCGCAGGAGACCAUAGACAGUCUCGAAUGCCCAGCCAACCAGACCCCGGUAUCGAUAACGAGAGGUCGAGUGAUGUGCGGAUCCUAGUCCCACGACAUAGGAGCAAGAAGUCAAAUAGAAGGAAUAUUGUUGAGAACGCUCUUUUCCGUUCUCGUGAAGUAAUCGAGGAUGCGUUGAAUGGGCCUAUUGUCGCCAUAGACACGCGCGACGAUUUACUUGAGGCGAUCAGAGACACACGACUAUCAGAUCCUGAUAGUUGGCGCACAGUAAUACAGAGUGCGCCACUGACUGAAAGGAAGUAUUUCGGCCAGGUUCAUGAGCUGCUUGUUGAUCUCGCUCAUGAAAACCAUUCCAAUGACGGCGCGGAUAAUUUCAGCAACGCUUUCAUAUACAAUUAUCGCACAGGGUCUUGCGUUUACUAUGAUCUAGGACGCCGAAAUUAACAUACAGAUGAACAGUCAUGUGUUAUGUGUUAUGCAUCUUUCUUUUGUUCAUUGUUCUCUUAUUUUGAUUGUACUCGACUUCAGUUUUGGUUUCUGUUUGGCAUAUUUGGCAUUGGUGUCGGAAAUUUUUUCUCCUCUCAGCAUUUCAUAGCGAACUAUACCCGUAAAUAUACCAUCCAAUUCAGCGCACAAUUAAUGAAACGUUUCAAGGUAUCUUUGUAUUAUACAUAAUGGAAGACGCAAAAUACCAUAAGCAGAACUAAUCACUGUCAUCAUCACUUCCAUAGACGACUAAAGGACCUCCUGAGGCUUGAGGAGCUGCCUGUGUCGUAAUGUUUCCACCUGCUAGUCCCCUUAAUGCCGCAACAGUAGAGCUUGAAAAAAAUCCACUGCUUUCCGAUUCUUGCGGAGCCGAAGCAGAAGACCCAGCUUCAAGCAUGAGUGGUUGAUCCGGAGCUUCGAGCUGACCUUGAUCUCCAUUUCCUGCAGCCUCUAACUGUUUCGUCCGGCUAUACCAUACCUCAUCAGGAGGCUCAUAGCCCUGCAACCCAAAACU